Molecule: messenger RNA, 2396 nt
Organism: Pyricularia grisea
Lineage: Eukaryota; Fungi; Ascomycota; Sordariomycetes; Magnaporthales; Pyriculariaceae
Exons: 7
Coding region: 197-1762 (521 amino acids)
Source: RefSeq, a predicted model, not a curated record
CUUCCCCCAAAAAAACAAAAAAACAAAAAACCUUCCCCCACGUGGUGGAGCGACUUAAGGCGGGCAUCUGAAACCUGCCUACACAUUCGAAGCGAUUAGGGGUCGGUUGCAUGGGCACAGAUGCAACUGAACUGAAUCGUCGCAUGAGGACCACUGCAGGCGUGCAGGCGCAGCACAAAGCACUGUCUUUACCGCCAUGACGCGCCCUGAACACCCACGGGCGAGUUGCCCGUUUUGCGGCUACGAGGCUAACGAAUAUGGUGUACUUCUUCAUAUGGAACACGUCCACCCCGAGGGCGAGUCUCCCUUCAUGGCCAGGGAUAGCAACAACAGCAGCACGGUCUCUGCAGCCGCAAACGGCGGGUUUGCACUAGACGACGGAGCCGGCAUUCAGUACGCCGAGUGUCCCGUUGAUGGCUGCGGUGAGGUUGUUCGGGGUGACGAGAUGGACUACCACGUCGAGCUCCAUGCUCAAGAGGAAGGACCCGAAGAUGGGAACGCCGUAUCGUUCAACCAGCCAGUUGGUGGCUCUCGUCCUUUAUCGAGCGCUGGAAUUCAAGCAACCGCCGUGAACCAGACUCUCCUGCCACAGAGCUUGCCGCAAGAACAGAGUCAGAACGAUGAUCACGUGCCUCGGAGCCGGCGUGAGCCUCGCGAUAAUGGCAGCCGUCACCGUCAGCGGGCUGAGGAUACCAAUAAUGAGCGCCACAGCGGCGGAAGCCACCGGCAGUCAUCCCUGUUACAUUGGAUGGGCUUGAUUUCCCGCCCAUCGUCUGCUUUAUCACGCAGGCACCAGGAACGUGGCAAGAGCAAAGCGGGAAGCUCCAGCGGGCACAGCAGCAGCACGGCUACACCCGAGGCAGUCAACCACGCACCUGGAAUAGGCUCCGCCACGCCACCAUCGAUGACUCCAGCUCAGGUCCAGGAGAAAAAACGACUUGGAAAGGCAGAACUGGGAAAAUAUGCCCACGAGCAGACCAUGCCUGCUUGGCUGGUUUCGCAUUUGCGCAAGGGAAAGGAGGUCAGAGCUGAAGGUGUACUGCCGGUGCUUGAACAACUGCUUGAGCAGAGUAGCACCACGAAGUAUGCGUAUCUGUGCCAUCCAGAAGUAGAGCACAUCUCAAAACUCAAGAGAGAAGGCGGGUUUUGUGGCUAUCGAAAUAUCCAAAUGAUGGUGUCUUAUAUCAAUGCUGUGUCAUUUCCAGGCCAUCAACACUUUGACGGGCUUCCCUCGGUCUUUAGGAUACAGGAUCUAAUCGAAAAUGCCUGGGACAAGGGCAUCAACGCCCAAGGUCGGGUUGAGACGGGGGGCGUAAAGGGUACUCGCAAGUACAUCGGCACACCCGAAGCGCAGGCUGUUUUGUGCAGUCUCGAGAUUCCCUGCGAGGCUCAAGGGUUCAAGAAUCGAGAGCCCGGUAGGUCGGAAGCACGCCUGAUGCAGGAAGUUGAACGUUACUUUCAGUCUGGCGAUUUCAAUCCGGAAUACAAGGUUCGACGCACAAAAAUGCCGCCAAUAUAUUUUCAACAUGCCGGACACUCUAUGACGAUUGUUGGUUUUGAGAAGCUUAAGAGCGGUCUCACCAAUCUUCUCGUUUUCGACCCCAUGUUCCGUGACUCCAGUGCCAUCCUUAAGCUGGUCGGGCGCCAAUUUGAGUACAAGUUCCCCGAUCUGGCUCUGAAGCCAUACCGACGGGGCAACAAGUAUCUGAAGAAAUAUCGCGAGUUUGAGCUCCUAAAAUUAAAACCACCACAGCCCGCAUAGUCUGCGUGCCCUUUCGACUGGUUCCCAAGUCCGGAGUAAUAAGGCCGACGUUGAGGCUGUACUUUGUAUUAUAUCUUUACGACGCAUCUUUUUUUUCUCGUUUAUUUUGGCAUUUAGCCGGGAGUCUAAGGUUGAAAUUUCUUUAUGAAGCGGUUCGGAUCACCAUAUAUUAGGCAUCGCUUGCGCAUUUUAAUGGCUUGUUGUCUUGUUUGUCUCCGAGGAAGCCAAAACUUUGGUCUCCUACUCUUGCAUCAUUACAGGUGGAAUACGAGUAAGAGCGUGAGGUAGCGAAGGCGUUAUGAAGAAUGAGAGUUGAAAUACCACAUGAUGAUUUGACGAAAUCUUUUCUAUACAAUCUCAUGCUUGAACAAGUAGACAGUGGGGUUGUAUUGACUUAGAGCAUUAGUUCUGCUCAGCGAACCAUGCUUGAAGCUUCUCCAAAGCCUUGCCUCUGUGUGAUAUCUUGUUCUUCUUUACUUUGUCCAUCUCGGCAUACGUUUCGCCUUCGUACUCGAAGAUGGCAUCCCAGCCUAGAGUUUUAACGAGCCCGGUAUCAGAUCAUAGAGCUGGUUUAUUGUUAACGGUCCUAGAUGAGCUGCAAAACGUGCUUACCAAAAUAUGGAGGCCCUCGUGG